AUGCCGUCUCACGGCUGGUCAUUGUCGGCCGGUCGCGCGUUGCUCUUGUUGGCAUCGCUGCCUCUUUCCACGGCUCAGGAUCUUCCCGACCCUGCUUUGCCCGUUGCUGACCCUGCUGCUGCCACCACCACUAGCAUUGCGUUCCCUGAGGUCUUUCCCGACGUCGAGGCUCCUGCUGGGCCAUCUACCACAGAGACUCUCGCAGUAGAGCCUUCUACCACGGAUAUUGCUAUCGUGGUGGAACAAACUACCUCAACCGAAGUUCCUGUGGCUGAGACUACCACCUCGAGCUUCGUUCCUGAGGGUACCGAGACUGUGGAGACACUCAGCACUACUGGUAGCCAGACGACAACGGAGGUACCUGUACAAGGCACUACCACUUCCACGGAGGUGCCCGUCCAGGAUACAACUACUUCAACUGAGGUUCCAGUCCAGGACACAACCACAAGCACUGAGCUGCCCGUUGCUCCUACUACAACCUCAAGCUGGAUUCCCGACGCUUCUGAGACUAUCGAGCCGAUCAACACCCCUGGCGCCACGACAACCUCGACGGAGCUCCCUGUCCAGGACACUACCACUAGCACUGAGCUUCCCGUUGAUACUACCACCAGUACUGAGCUACCCGCUGGCACCACAACUUCGACCGAGCUGCCUGUCGAUGCCACGACUUCAACUGAAGUUGCUGCCGGUACUACCACCAGCACUGAAGUCCCUGUCGAUACAACAACCUCCACUGAGGUGCCCAUCGAUGCGACAACCUCAACUGAGCUACCUGUAGACACCACUACGACUACUAACGCCUCAGUUGACUCUACUACAACGGAGCAACUCCCUGAGACCACUACUACCACCAACCCUGCCGUGGACCCCACCACGACAACUGAGCAGGCCAUCGAUCCUACCACCACCACCGAGCAGCCAGCUGAGGAGACUUCAACCACUGCUGGACAGCCUGCCGACACUACCACCGAUCAAUCUCCUCAGCCUACCACCGAGGAUACCAACGAGCCCACCAUCACUCAGCCUCCAGUUCUCACAACAGCUACAGGUGCUGCUGCCACCUCGGCUGUCUCUUCCGUCUCAACUGAGAUCCUGGGUCUCCUCCCCAUCAUCGACUCGUGGAAGGACGACCCUGAGAACCUCAAGGACGAGACCAAGGACAAGGUCGACGAUGUUCAUGACGACAUUGUCGCCGUGAUUGUGAGCCUCGGCGGUGACCCCAACCAGGACUGUGCUGGAAAGAAGAAGCGAGGUCUGCUUGGACCUAUCGGUGAUAUCAUCAACAGCCUGGUUUGUAUUGCCAAGGACCUCACUGAUAUCUCGGGCAACAUCGUGGUUGGCAAUGUGCCUGCUGUCACUGGAGCCACCGGUAGUGUUCAGUCUCAAACUGAGGACCUCACUGAAGAGGACAAGGACGAGGAUAAGACCGACGAGAAGAGUGAGCAAGAAUCUACCGAGAAGGAAGAGUCCACUACGGAAGAGCCAACCUCGACUACAACCUCUCCCUGCACAGACGACACUGCCGAGCACGUCACCAUCAUCUGCAAGCCAACCACCAUCACCGAAGAUGGCAACGUUCAGACUACAGAGACUUGCUUCGAGUCCAUCACGGUCGAAGUCACCGGCUGUUCCGUGACCGAGGCUACAACUGUCAUCUCGACGACUGGCACGGCCGCUGCCAUCACCCCCUGCGCUUCUGGCUCCUGCAGCGGUGGCGAUGCCUGCCCUAUGGACAAUGCUCCCCUUAGUGGCGCUGAUAUGGCCCUUGUCUCGACCAAGGUUGACUGUGCCGCCGUGUCCACCAUCACCACCUCCGAGAUCCCCACUGGUGCUGGAGCUUUCGGUAGCAACCCCGUCGCUUCGCCCACGCCCCGUGCCGAGAGCGGAUCCGCUAAGAGGGACCUGGAUCGUCGUGUGUUUAUGCACAACACCACUCCUAACCCCUUCUACGUUGCCUCUCUGAACCCUAUCUGGGUCAGCCAAGUCGGAGAUGCCUCUGGUCAUUGGUUCGACUAUCCCACCAUCGGCCAGGGUUUCGCAGGUGUCAAUGGCAUCUACGGUUGCACUGCCGUCAUCAUCGUUUCUGACAAGGGUGUCUACCUGUCGCACAUCUGGGAGAACCCCGUCUUCAUUGACAUAGAUUGGAACUGGACAGACGAUGCGUCUUUCAACAGAAACGCCUUUGAGGCUCUUCGUGACGGAACUGACAACGCUCGAAGUGUUACCUCCCUCGUCGGCGAUGACGCCAACCCUGGUGUCCUACACGCCAGCAACAACCCCAUGGUCUUCGUCCUCACCCCCUUCACCGAUGUUCUGAACGAUCCCACAGGCAUUACCACCUUGUUCCGCUACCAGGAACGCGCCCAGCGGCUCGCUGACAGUCUCGUCGGUGUCAUCCCCGGCUCUAGUGGUCAUCUCCUGGGUUACACCCGCACCAACGGGAUUGACUCCACUGAGCCCAUCGGCACCUGGGGUCGAGCGAUCCUUGAGGUCGACAUGUUCCAGGACAUGAUCGUCACCCCCGAGGAUUCUCCAGGCGGUAGUUGGGCCUUUUCCAUGGGUCGAUGGAGACUCUGGGUUGAGGAUGGACUCGUGACUUGGCGUGACUUUAUCGUUGGCGGCAGUGGUAUUCAGCUGAGCGGAUUUGCUACCACUAGCGACGCUCCUGCCCCCGACGCAACUCAGGCUCCUGAGGAACCUCAAAACGCUGAACCAACUCAGGCUGCCGAGGCUGUUGCGCAGCGUCUUCGAAAGAGAGAGGAUUCUCCUGUUGAAGAGUGCUUGGUUGUGACCCGUGCCAGCACUACCAGCGAGGCUACUUCCAGCGCCACUGACACAACCCAGACUGAGUCUACUGAAUCUACCGAGACGACUCAAUCUACCGAGUCUACCCAGUCGACGGAAACUACUCAGAGCUCAACUGAGACUGCCGAGACUACUCAAAGCUCGACCGAAACCUCUGAAACCACGGAGUCAACCCAGUCCACCGAGACUACUGAGUCCACGGCCGUCUCUACUUCUGAGACCUCCGAGGUCACGACCGAAUCUACUCGACCCCCCACAACUCUCAGGACCUCCGUCAUCACCACUACUUCAGCUCCUGACACCACUUCUGACGAGCCAACCACCACCAAACCCCCUUUCACUGGCCCCGUCAUCUGCGUCAACCAUGGUGGUCCUCGCGUGGCUACUCCUUACUGCCAAUGUUCCACCACCACCGAGGGCCAGGUCUUCUACGCCACUGCUCCUCUGAUCUCCUACCACUGUACCGACUACACCACCUUCCCCUCCCCCGUCACUCCUACGCCAACCAAGGAAGAGACCCCAUCGCCAACCGCAACAAACCCCAACGCCGACGUCCCCGAAGUUGAAUGCGCCACGCCCGACGACUGUGGAGACUGGGAAGGAAACUGCCACUUUGCCAACGAUAACAACCACGUCGUCUGCCUCGCCACGGACUGGCACGACGUAAACGGCGUCCCAACCUCCGGAAAAGCCAUCUGCGAAUGUCUCAUCCGCGAGAAACCCGCUGACCCGCCAAAGGGCACUAACCCCAACGCCGACGUGCCAGAGGUGGAGUGCGCUACGCCUGACGAUUGCGGUGACUGGAAGGGAGACUGCGCGUUUGGACCUUCGAGCAACCAUGUUGUUUGUCUGGCGACGGACUGGCACACGGUGAAUGGUGUGCCUACCUCGGGCAAGGCUAUUUGCGAGUGCAUGGUUAGUGAGGCGUAG
Molecule: messenger RNA, 3735 nt
Organism: Fusarium falciforme
Lineage: Eukaryota; Fungi; Ascomycota; Sordariomycetes; Hypocreales; Nectriaceae
Exons: 2
Coding region: 1-3735 (1244 amino acids)
Source: RefSeq, a predicted model, not a curated record